AUGUCGGAGUAUGGAGUCGAACUGCGACCACGACAACCAGUCGCAGAGCCCCAUGUAGCCAAGUCUCCUCGGGAUGGGGGUGUCAGUGUCAAAAGACCUGCCAAGGUUGACAAGAAGAAGGGCCUAUAUCGACGUCCUCCGCCUGAGGAUCACAGUGCCAGAUUUUUGGCUCACUUAGAGAACUUGCGUAGAGCCCUCCCGGCCAUGGGGGGGACUUUUGAGGCUUGGAAGAAGCAGGGUAAGAAAAACACUGAGGAUAUUCGGGCUCUGGAAAACAAGUAUGAAGAGCUUCACUCAACGAUCGAGGCUCUUCAGAGGGAGCUGAGAGGACAGUCCAACUGUGUAGACCAACUCUGA
Fusarium subglutinans is the source of this 357-nucleotide messenger RNA. RefSeq lists its product as uncharacterized. The coding region runs from base 1 to 357 and encodes 118 amino acids. The record is from RefSeq and is a predicted model, not a curated record. The transcript has 3 exons. NCBI's taxonomy places the organism in Eukaryota, Fungi, Ascomycota, Sordariomycetes, Hypocreales, Nectriaceae.